CAGAAAGCAAUACGCGCCCAUGUUUUCAACGACUACAUAGUCUACUAGGGAGGAAAGCUUGUUUGUUUAUUUCAAUAUUUCUCCCCCGCCGCCCCUUUCUGAAGGAAUCCGGGAGAUUAUUACAGAAUGUCAGGCCGGAAAGAAACAGUUUUAGACCUGGCAAAGUUUGUGGACAAGGGUGUCCAAGUGAAGCUAACUGGUGGUAGACAAGUGACAGGAAUUUUGAAAGGAUAUGACCAGCUGUUAAACCUUGUACUGGAUGGAGCUACAGAAUUUCUAAGAGAUCCAGAUGAUCCACUGAAAACAACUGAUCAAACCCGGACUCUUGGCCUAAUAGUUUGUAGGGGCACUGCAGUGAUGCUUGUAUCCCCAACUGAUGGUACUGAAGAGAUUGCAAAUCCCUUUACCCAGCCAGAUGGUGUGUAGGGCUCAUCUUCCAUUCAUGCACCAAAUUUGCAGCUAACUAGGCUAUAGGUAUGCUUUAUUUAGUCCCUUCAUGUUGGUUUUGGGUGUUACUCGUUCAUGAUGGAGUUUGGUAAGGCCUUGGAUUUUGUCUAUUGUUGAUACGACUCAAUCACCUCUGAAUGUAACGGUAGUAGCAUUUAGUGUAUGUUCAAUAACACUGAAAAUAAUGGUGUUGUCACCUCUAUGAUAUUGCUUAGGAUGGUAUGACCAUUUCUUCUCUUAAAUGGAAUAUAAAUUCAGUAUUUUCAAAGAA
Telopea speciosissima is the source of this 718-nucleotide messenger RNA. Its product is annotated as sm-like protein LSM7. NCBI's taxonomy places the organism in Eukaryota, Viridiplantae, Streptophyta, Magnoliopsida, Proteales, Proteaceae. Gene Ontology annotation, cellular component: U12-type spliceosomal complex; spliceosomal tri-snRNP complex; U2-type prespliceosome. The coding region runs from base 127 to 426 and encodes 99 amino acids. Gene Ontology annotation, molecular function: RNA binding. The record is from RefSeq and is a predicted model, not a curated record. Gene Ontology annotation, biological process: mRNA splicing, via spliceosome; nuclear-transcribed mRNA catabolic process. The transcript has 6 exons.